Messenger RNA from Linepithema humile (Argentine ant), 1929 nucleotides. RefSeq names its product Ribonuclear protein at 97D (gene Hrb87F). Gene Ontology annotation, molecular function: mRNA 3'-UTR binding. Gene Ontology annotation, cellular component: catalytic step 2 spliceosome. Gene Ontology annotation, biological process: mRNA splicing, via spliceosome. The record is from RefSeq and is a predicted model, not a curated record. NCBI's taxonomy places the organism in Eukaryota, Metazoa, Arthropoda, Insecta, Hymenoptera, Formicidae.
AUAUUAUACUCGGGGUCCACGCGAGUGCGCGCAUGGAAUCGAAAUCGAUCGUUCGUGUCGUUGUAACGUCCUUUCUGUGCGUUAACUAUUUCUUUCCUCUACUUUGUACCCGUAUAUUCGCAAUCCUGUCUAGAUCUCUUAAAAUGGUGAAGAUGGAGCAUGAUGAUGGCAAAAAUGAGCCAGAACAUGUGAGAAAGUUAUUUAUCGGAGGCUUGGAUUAUAGAACAACUGACGAUUCGCUUAAAAAACAUUUUGAGCAAUGGGGAGAAAUUGUGGACGUGGUCGUUAUGAAAGAUCCUAAAACGAAGCGGUCCAGAGGCUUUGGUUUUAUUACUUACUCUCGUGCUCAUAUGGUAGACGAUGCACAAAAUGCUAGACCUCAUAGAGUGGAUGGCAGAGUUGUGGAACCUAAAAGAGCCGUGCCUAGGCAAGAAAUUGGUCGACCAGAAGCAGGAGCUACUGUGAAGAAACUUUUUGUAGGUGGUUUGAAAGAUGAUCAUGAGGAGGAAGAUCUCAGACAAUACUUUCAGAGUUACGGCAGCAUAAACUCAAUCAGCAUUGUGACUGACAAAGAGACUGGCAAAAAGCGUGGCUUUGGUUUCGUUGAAUUCGAUGAUUAUGAUCCUGUUGACAAGAUCUGUCUUCAACGUAACCACCAGAUUCGUGGCAAGCAUGUUGAUGUUAAAAAGGCUUUAAGCAGAGCAGAAAUGGCAUCCGCGUCCGGUGGCGGCGGCGGCGGCGGCGGUGGCAGUCGCGGCGGACAGGGAGUAGGCAGAGGACCCCGCGGCGGCAACCAGGGCGGCGGUAGCUGGGGCGGACGCGGUAGUGGCGGUGGCGGCGGCGACUGGAACAACGGUGGUAACCAGGGUGGAUACGGUGGUGGCAACCAAGGAGGUUGGGGAGGUAAUGGUCCGUGGGAAAAUCAGAACCAAGGUAAAGGUGGAGGAUGGAAUCAAGGCGGACAGGGUGGUUAUAACAGCGGUGGCAAUUGGAGCAAUGACAACUUCGGUGGUGGUUAUCAGCAGGGUUAUGGUGGCGGUCCAGUGCGCAAUAAUUUUAACUCGGGCGGUAGACCAGCACCGUACGGCAUUAAUUCGGGUCCUAGCGGCCGGCAGUCAGGAGAUUCGAGAUGGCUGCCACCCUUUGGUGGACAAGGACCAAUGGGCGGUGGAAAUUCUGGCGGCGGCGGUGGUGGUGGGUACGGCAAUCAAGGUGGCUACGGCGGUAAUUCUCUUGGCGGUGGAAAUAUGGGCGGCGGUGGUGGCGGAGGUGGCAGCGGAAGGAGAUAUUAAUUCAAACGAGCGCAUAUCGCUGACUUUUCUCGCUGGUGAAGCUACUACUCCUACUACUACUUGUCUUCUAGUCGCCAGUACUUCUGUACUGUUUAGUAUUGGAGCAGGCAGGCAGGCUAUCAGGCUAGAGACAAGACAACGACAGGCAGAAAAAACAGUCAGGAAGUCAGUCAGGCAGGCAGGACAAUCAGGAUACAGGACAGAAACAGAGAGAGAAAGAGAGAGAGAGAGAAAAAAGUCAUCAGUUAGCUCGCAGUGAGAGAGGCUUUAUAUAUGCCUAUCCUUUUCUAUCUAAUUUCUCUACCUUCUCCCCUCCAUUCAUAAAGAUUCUCAUUAUCCCCCAAAAUGUAUUUGCACGUUCUUUGCAAGGACCUACAUAUUAAUAUUGACCAGACAGGGAAGAAGUCAUUUAUAUACAGGAAGAUGCUUUUCACAAUAGGAAGAGCGCGAGAGAGAGAGGAAGCGAGAAUGUGCGUAUGUGUAACGAUAAAAACGCGGCAACAAAAGAGAAUAUUUGUCAACGUUUUGUAGGAACUAGGAAUAAUUAUUAGGAAGUAAAACUAGGUUAAUUACCAAAACUGUAUGUUUGUUUAAGAGCUAGUCGGCGAAAUAAAAGUGACAAGAAACCUUUUCUUUA